GACCGAUUUGACAUAGGGUGCGUACGUUGAAGGCUCCAAUGUGUAGUUUGGAGCGAGGUUUCAGUAGACCUGGGACAGAGUUUUGAGCACUAGAAUCGUUGGCUAUGGUGACACUUGAGGAGGAAGCCAAAAGAGGAAGUUUAGAGUUGAAAGUCGAUGUAGGAGGAAUAAUAGGAAUUGAAGACGGACGUUGAUUAUGAAUACAGUGGUCUUGGGUGCUGUUGGAGGUAUGAGGGCGUUUAUCACUUCCCGGUUGCCCAUACCGAAGAAGAGUUCUUCUGGAGGUACCUGAAAAGGAAAUUGGAUUAGAGGUGGUCUCAGUGACCUGAGAGCGUGACCGCAGUGCCCAAGGGACAACUGCUUGAGGUCGGUCACACACGACCUUUUCGUGGUGUUUCUUGACGUGUUAGCUCCGUUCUUCAAAGGGCCUUACCGCCGGAGCCGGAAAUCCGUGAGGUAAGGUAAGGUGUGCAUUUUUAGGGUCGACCUUUUCUAACCCCACCCCUCCUUGUGGGAAGGCAGCAUCGCUGUCAUGCUGGUUGUCUGAAGGAAACACCUUACUGCUGUCACACCUCUCUACAGUCAGCAGUCCGACUUCGCUUUCGGACCUUGGGUUUGUUGCUUUUAGUCUUACCGCUCUUCAACCGACCUGUCUGACAUGGUAGGACUUUGAGUAACGGUUGUUCCAGCCAGUAUAGUUCGGUUGCUUCAUCACGAUAGGCAAGCCCGACCACUACGUCGAGGUAGCAACAACGGUCGGGCACAAAUGUGACAGUUCCUGAGGGAUUAUAAGGUGUGAUUAAGUGUCAAUCGUAGACUUCAUGAAGUAAAAUGAGAGGGUGAUUUGCUUAGUUACAUCACAUCUUAAUGUAUAUCAUUCUAAAAUCUGAAAAAUUCCCAUCAUAUUAAAAACACAUGUGAAUGAAGAAUAUUCUUUUCAAUAAAUCCUCUUCAGGUUCUGCAGUUAUUUACUCAAAUUAAUAGUUCCUAAUUCACAUGCUAUAAUUUUAAACAAUGUAUUUGCCUUGAACCUGGCCACUUGUUGAAUUAUUAAUUUGAAUAUAUAACUGUAGAAUCGGAAGAGAAUUUAUUAAAAAGAAUAUGUUUCUAUAUCACUGUCCUUGUAAGUUUUUCUCUAUGUUUAUUUCUUUCAUUCUUGAUGCUGGGAAGUGUAGCAGUUUUUGUUACAAUAUUCCUAAGUCUUGACGAUCAGAUGAAAGUCACAUCGGCACAUUAAUCCAAUUUAGAACGCUUCACAACAGUACAAAAGAAAAUCAAGUUUGAAUGUAUAUACAAUGAAAGAGAUACAAGUAACUAAUGUCUAAUACUAUGUUUAAGAUCUGGAGAUCAAAUGUGAUUUUCGCUUAUUAGGGAAAUUCAUUUUGUAUUUCUGGUUAGGUGCCAAUCUAGUGGUUAUAUUUCUAGAUCAUUAACUGUUUGGUUAUGACUGCGAGCCCUGCUUUACUCGAUAACGUUUGGCUACUAUUUGACAACAGUAGACGUUUCGUAACCGAUAUUGCUCAUAACCACUUCAUAGACAUGUAUUAAAUUACUCAGCUACACUGUUCUAUUAUCCAGAUUUUUUUCUAGCAGUGACUAAUGCUUCAUUUCUAUUCUCUGAGGUCUAGACUUCACUUAGAUUUAGAAUAGCCAUAUGAAGUAUAUACCUAAUGGUUUCUGUAACAGGACAAUAAAUAUGCAAAUAUUUUAUCAAUAAUCAUCUACCGUCUUUUAUGUAUCUUAAAAUUGUUCACUUGUUUUGCAGGUUGCCUAAUAAGUUGGUUUCUUUGCAAGAAAAGUUGUCAGUUAUCGGUUUAUGGCCAUCGAGAAUCGGGUAUGAAAGUAUCUUGUCUGCUUAUGCCGAUCUCGGGGACAAAAGUAGUUUGAUGAAAACUCUAGAUGAAGCCCUCACUGUUCUUCAGCCUGUAAAAGCCGAAAUGAAGCAAAUUAAUUCUCACGUAUUUCCUCCGUCAUUUAUUUUGGAUAUUUACAUAAAGCUCGUUUGUUCGCAAAAAGACCCCAGUGCAACAUGUCGCGAAAUAUUGAAAAAAAUGCCUCUAAUACUUGGCCCAAACACUUUUGCAUCGGAUGCAGUCAGAAUUCUCCUAGCUCGUGGACGUCCUGCAGCUGCUCUAGAAGUUUUUAAGAUGAUGGAUCCGGAGAAUAUGAAUAGCGCAUAUUUGUAUUCAUUACUUCAUUUUGCUGUUCUUGGCGGUUUGAGUGAAGAACAACUGCAACCAUUCUGGAAAAUUCCGACUCGUGAUGAUUCGCACCUUCAAAUGCUGGUCAAUAAAAAUUUUGAACGGAACGUUUCACAAAAAUCCGGAAAUCUUGCAAACGAAUUGAAGAACCCAGAAGAUACCGCUCAUUCAUCUAGGACUCUAUCUGAUCUUGAAUCCAUAUUAUCGAUCCACAAUGUUUCCGACCCUGUUCUACGCGCUUGUGCUUUAUUUCGUGAAAAUAUGUAUCACAAAUUGUCAUUUCGUGUUGUUGACAUUGAACAUGUUUUCUGGAAUGCCGUUAGAAAGAAUUCGCUUAGCAAUGUGCCUCGCUCAAUCGAAGCGCUUAUUGAUCUGUUCCUGUUGACAAAAGAUUAUGAUGGUUUCAAAAUUUUCUUUCAUCGUGUUGCAUUUGAUUUACCAAAACAUGCACAUCUUUUCCUCAAUCGGAAUACGGUUAAAGAAUUCUUAACUGAGCAUACUCAAGAGAACUGGGAUUUUCUAGUGUCCGUUUUGAGAUCAAAAGUUAUUCCGGAUGGCAUUGCUUGUUACUGUAUUCGUGCAAUGGAAGACCAACGUCCUAUGUAUCCGGCACUUAAUGAUCAUGUUCAACCUUCAUGGUUUUCAGAAUUACUACUUCGUCGUUUACGUAAAUUCGACCAUUCAAAAAUAUUGAAAAAUCUUCAUUGGAUAACUAAAAGUUUCUGCAAGUCUAAUUCUGCUGAUAUUGUAUAUUCAUUACAACAAAAAGCGAUUGAACAUGGUUUUAUGUUAUUACCUGAAACAAUUAAAUCAAUAAUUAUCACACCUUAUUUUGUUCGAGGUAAUCUAUUAGAACAUCGUCAUUUAUGUUUUAGAAAUCAUGAAUUGACAAGUCACUAUCCUGUUAAUUUGAACAGUGAUGAUAAUAAAAAUGCAUUUAAACAAUUCGAUUCAAUUAUUAAAAUCUCAUCGACUUCAAGUACUGAAGAAAUAGUUGAUAGGACCGUGAAUUGGUUAGUAAAACAUAUUCCGUGUCAUUUAUUCAAAACACCAAUUGAUUCGCUGACUUUUGAUAUACCGACUUGGUUAAUUAUUUGUCAACGAUUGUUACAAGACGGUUCAACGUUUAGUGAAUCUAUUAACUGGAUGAGUUUAGCUUUGAAAUGGCUUGAACAAACAAGUAAUGAGCCUAAUUACUUGGAUUGUUUCAAAGAUUGGUUCAAGUAUGCACCAAAUAACAGUACUUCUACAGCAUUAUUGAUUGCUGGUCUUAUUCAUCCCAAGACCCGAGAAUGGGCUUUAUCGGUUCUGUCGGAGAGAAGCGAUGCAAUAUACGAUAUUAUUGUUUCUGAUUCUCUUAAUCACCUUUCUGGCGAAAAUCAAUGUUCUUUAGCUGAAAUUAUCUCAGGAUUUGGAAAAACAAAUACAUUGGCAGUUGCACGUCAAUUAUACAGAAAUGGUUUUGACGCUCCCACUUUACAGUAUAUUAUUAGCAAAUCGCCUGAAAAUGAAUACAUAAAUGAGCUUGUUCAAUUGUCUGUAGCAAAGACUAGUUGGAUUACUCCAAUGCUUGAUUUCAUAUCGGAACACUACCCUGAUAAAAAGUUAACGUUUUAUAACAACCUAUUAACAGUGUUGAGAACAAGAGCAGAUUCUCGAGAUACCUUGAUUUUGGUUUCCAAACUUCCUCAUGAUUCAAUAUCACAGUUAGAUCCUAUUAAUAGAUGGUUCUUAGAUGCAAUUUCAAAAUUGAUUAUCUUUUCUAAAGUGUCUCAGAAACUAUUGUUCAGUGAUUUGAACUCUGUUUUAUCAAAUACUGGGUUAUCAUCAAAUUUAGUUGUCUAUGAUCUUUGUGCAGCGAUCAAUAGUUCGAAAUAUCAAACCCUUAUUGAAUCAUUGAAAAGUAUUAUGGAUGAAAAGUCAUUGGAUAUUGUCGUAUCGUUUGUAAUAUACUUUAUACUGAUCAAUAAGGGCGUUACUGAUUUAUAUCAACUACUUCAUUUUACAUCUCAUACUCAUGAAAAGAAGAUAUUAUUUCUGUUUUGUAAAUAUUCUCAACCAUUCAUAAAAUAUAAUCUAAAGUAUUGCAUCCUUUCACAAGGACAACACUAUAAUGGUGAUUCAUUAGAUUGGUUAUCAAUGUCUGGUAUGCAAUUUUUGGAAAUCAAACCAUUCCCGAUUAAACAAAAGGAUAAUGUACCAGUGAAAACAAUUGAGGAUUGUAUGGAACUGUCACCCGAAAAAUCUAUAGCUGAUAUCGCUCAAUUUCUUGUUAAUCAACCUAAAAGUAAUGAACGUGUGGGAUAUACCGUACAAUCAAUAGGACAAUUGUGGGAUUUGCCAAGUAGAUUGAUUUUGUUGCAUCACUUUGUGAAUCUUGGAGCUGUAUCUUUAUUCAAACGUAUUUUGUGGUCUUUGCCUAAACAAGAUCGGGAAAUGUUAUACCCAUUAAAAUUUGUUGCUUAUAUAAUACAGGCUUUUUCGAGUUCUGCCCUUACUGGUGGUAUGCAAAGUGCGGAAAAUGCAAAUUUUGCUAUUCAAAGACUAACAGAUUUACCAUCUAAUCAAUUAGCUACUAUUAUUUGCAGUCCACACAUGGAUACUUUGUUUCAGUGUUGGCCUACUAAACAUAUAAAAAACUUGAUUACAAUUGUAAAUAAAAUAUCCGAAAAUGGUAAUAGUUCAAUUAGUUCACAGUUAGCUGGAGUUUUAGUCAAUCGUGGAUUAUAUAGCCAGAUUGAUCAUUUGAUCAAGAUCAAUAAGCCUAUACCGCCCAUAUUUUUGGCUGGUAGUUCUCGAUUUCCGCUAACGGAAUCAUCUUUCCUAUCAACAUUGGAAUUUGUGAAUACUCAUAAUCCUGAACAUAUUUCCGAAUUUUUGGAUCAUUGUAAACGUAACGCAGAACGGUAUUCUUCAGAGAAACAAAGCAAUACUUGAUUAGAGAAUAAUUGUAAAUAGAAAAUUGUUAAUGACCCCAACCAAGUUAUACGUCAUACUCUCUCUCUCUCUCUCUCUCGAUUAAUCUCUAGUUUGUUAUUAUCAAGUAGUGAUGAGAGAGAAAGACUGUUGUACAAAAUAAAGAAAUAUAUAUUUUUCAUAUUUGGAUAUAUAGUUGUGUUAUUUUGUUGUUGUUGAACAUAUUUUACACUGGUACUUGCUUUCAGUUAUGUCUUGUCUAAUUAUAGAACAGUUAUGUAAUUUUACUACGAUUUUCCUCCAAUAGACUAUAGUAAUGUCAAUUAAUAUCUUUAUACAAAUUGUGUAGCAAAUGAUGCUUUCAAUUUGUAUACACAAAAGGGAACUCAUAUGACGAAGCAGAAUACAAUAUCUUUGAAUAAAUUUUAUUAUUCGAUAGUUAUAUAAGUGG
This is a messenger RNA of Schistosoma guineensis, 5568 nucleotides long. NCBI's taxonomy places the organism in Eukaryota, Metazoa, Platyhelminthes, Trematoda, Strigeidida, Schistosomatidae. The record is from the annotation of a GenBank genome assembly.